Paramecium octaurelia is the source of this 5320-nucleotide messenger RNA. The record is from the annotation of a GenBank genome assembly. NCBI's taxonomy places the organism in Eukaryota, Ciliophora, Oligohymenophorea, Peniculida, Parameciidae.
AUGUAAUUCUAACAAGUAUCUAAGAGCCCAGUUUCCAAAAAUGCUACACAGAAGAACACUAUAUUUCAUUAAGAUAUGCAACUUCAGGAUGGAUAAGAGAUAGAAAAUGAUAAAAAUGUGACGAAAAUUCGAAAGAGUAGAUUUGCAAAGCAUAUGAAAAUUUUAAUCCAUCAAUAACAAAAUGUGUAAAUUUUUUUGGUAAUUUAGUAAUUUGAGAGAGAGUAUAAUUAGUUUGAAAAAGCGAAAAACCUUGGAAGGGUUUUCAGGUGAGACUCCAGUUUCAAUUCAGUAAUGUUUCUCUUUUCUAAGUUCUGCAAUCGAAAAUGCAAGAAGUUUGAGGUUAAGUUAAUUUUUAAUUGUCUAGAUCGCUUGACCUAUCAGGAAUGGAAAUCGAUCCCCUUUUAGCUAUAGAAUUGGGCCAAGGACUGUAAAAAAAUUCUUCUUUAUACGAAAUCAACCUUUCUGGGUGUAAAUUAAAUAGUUUUAGUUUACAAUAUAUAUUUUCAUCAAUAUCCAAUCACCAAACAUUACAGUCAAUCAAUUUGUUUAAUAACCAAGGCUUUAAUAUCGACCUAAUGAAUGAUAUCAACUAAUUUGUUUUUAAAGGAAAAAAUAACUUAAAAAAACUUAAAUUAACUCAUUGCAAUAUCUCUAGUACAGCUAUGAGUUAUCUGUUGAGAAACCUUAAGUAAAAUAAAGUUUGAUAUGUUAGGUACUCCCGAUCGAUAAACGCUAUUGAUAUUUCUAUGAUGUAAUUUACAACUGACGUAUUAACAAGUUUAGGAAUGGCUCUUCAACAUUAUAAAGGUAAAAAGGUGCUCGAGUAUUUAAAUAUUGGAGAUACUAAUAUAAAAAAUCAAGGAGUUGAAGUGUUGGCUUAAAGAGUAAGUUGGAACAUGAGGAAGAUCAACCUGAAAGAACUUAACAUAAGAAGAAACUUUAUCAAUUAAUCGGGAGUUCAGUAUUUAGAAACAUUUCUAAGAAAAAUAAAUAACUUAUAAAAGUUAGAUUUAUCACAAAAUCAAAUAGAGGAAUUUAAUUGCUAAAAUUUAUUAUCAAGGAAAAUGUAUGAAGUGAAUUUAAGUUCUAAUUUAAUUUCUUGUUUCCCUUAAUAGUUUUUCUUGAACACUCUAGUUAUCAAUUUAACAAAUAACAAUAUAACAAGUCAUGGAGCAUUUUAAUUGUCUAGUAUUUUAAGGCAGAACCCACUUUGGAUAGAACUCAAUCUUUCAAACAAUCAAAUAAAGAGUGAAGGAUUCAAUUCUCUUAUAUUUGGACUUAGAGAUAAUAAAAUGCUAAAAAAAUUUAUUGUUGCUAACAACAAUUUGGAUGGUGAAGCCAUAAUAACAUAUAUGAUUAAUCAUGAAUAAGUUUAAUUUGAACAUUUGGAUGUAUCCUAUAAUAAUAUAAGAUAUGCUUUGAUAUUCUUUUUGUUAAAAUUUAUAAAAAGUGGAUGUCUACGCUGCUUCCGAUGCUAAUUUUAAUAAAAGUAAUAAAAUGAUUUAUGGGACACUAAUCAAAAUUUUUCAUCAUUACUUGAAGAGGAGAAGUCAGUUAAAUCUGCUUAAAAUUAAUUUUAAUUGAUAUCAUUUAACCUAAGAGAAUUAGAUUUUUCAAAAAAUGAAAACAUAUUUACUCCUGUUAUUAGCUCUUUAGCAACUUACUUUAAUAAAAUAGAAAUCUUAGAUCUAUCUUCAUGCAAACCAGUAACAGAAUAGGAUUUAGAUUUAUUGUGUGUUUUCUUAAAAAAAUCUACAAUUGUGCAUGAUUUAAAUUUAAGGGAUUUAAAUAUUGGGAGCUUAAAUUUAAUAACUAUCAAGAAAUUAAGAGACUGUGUUCUAAAUAGCAGUCUGAAAAAAUUGGAUCUAAGCUAAAACCAACUAUUUAAAAUAGCUAAUUAAUUCAAAACCGAUGAAAUAAUCACAAACUUCAAACUUGAGAGUAUUGAUUUGAGUUGUAAUGGGCUUUAAUCUAAACAUACCAGUUAUAUAGAAAUAAUUAUAUCAUCUUACAGGAAUCUAUCUUUCUUAAACCUAUCUCAUAAUAACAUAGACUUUACAGGAUUAAUAACAAUCUCUAGAGUUAUGGCUGAGAAUAAGUGCAUAAAAAGUUUAAAGUAUAAUUUUUUAUUUAAUAUAUUUCAGUCUUUCACAUCAAUAGAUGAGUGCUGAUGAUUGUUUAAUUUUAGGGUAGAUAAUUUCUAAUGAAAAUCUAUAAUAUCUCAAUAUAUCUGAUAACCCCUAAAUGAAGAAAUUGAAAACGUUUUUCAAUUUGUGUUAGACUGAGAAAAUGGAACUUUUAUAAUUAUCUGACAUACAUUUCGACAAAUGCAAUCAAAAGAAUCUUGAAAAAAUUGUCAAAAAAUAAAAAAGGAAUAUUUUAGGGGUUACUUUCAAUCAUUGUAGUUUCAGUUAAAGCGGAUAUGAAAAAUUCGGAAUGUAAUUAUUAAGUUGUAAGCAAUUAUAAAUGUUUACUGUCUCAUAUAAUCCAUUAAUGUAUGUCGAUCUAGAAAAGGCUUAGGCAAUGUUAAACCAUUUUAAACAUUUGAAAAUAUUAAAAUACAAUUAAGUCACAUUUACUGGUGAAUCCUUUGUUCAUGCCAAAUAUUGGCUUUUGAAUCCAGAGACUUGUAAUGUAAUAUUUAUUUAUUAUUAAAGUUAAUUACGUUGGAUCUUAGUGACAAUGUAAUCAAAUAAGAAUGGCUAAAUGAAUUAAGCAUUGGAAUUUAAGGAAACAAAACUAUGUAAAAUUUAUUUUUGAAUAAAUGUAACCUGGGAAAUUUAAACUUAGAGCCCUUAUGGGAGGCUAUUUCUUUGAGUCCAACAAUAAAAAUAGUUUCUAUAGCUAAUAAUAAUAUUGUAGAUAAACUAUAUUACAGCAAGUUUGUAGCUGCUUCAGAGUAUAAAGGCAAAUAAUUUGAAGAACUUAACUUAUCUGACAAUCCUUUGGAUGAAAAGGAAUUAAUAUAAUUUUUUACUCCUCAAACAUUAAUAAAUAAAAAAAAAUAACCUAUAGUAAUUAAACAACUCAAUUUAUCGAAUUGUAAAUUAAAAAUAAGUUUUUUUCAGAAUCUAAUAGUAGAACAUCAAGUAUAUUAGGAAUAAUUCUUAUUUUCGCAUAUCAUUAGCUUGUCUUUAAGCAAUAAUUAGUUAGACGAUUCUAUAGGAGAGUUAUUGAAAUAAACAAUAACUUAAUCAACUAAGUUGUAAGAAUUAUAUUUGUAGUAAAACUUCUUUACCAGUAAAGGUAUGAUCUAAAUUCUUGAGGGUAUUUUUGCAUCAUAAACAAUCAAAACAAUUAAUAUUAGUGAAAAUAAGGUUGGUGAUCAAUUUGCUAAGAAACUUGAUGAAUUAAAAUUUCAUUAAUGUUCCAUUUAGUUUUUAUUGUUAAGAGACAACAACUUUUAGAAAGAAGGGUUGAAAAUAUUAGCAUAAAUUCUUUCUUACUAAAAGGAUCUAUUUAUUGAUAAUAUUUGGUAAGAUUUAGAUGAUGAGGAUGCAGAUCUAAUUUUAGAAUAGUAUACUAGGAUUUGUUAAAAGUAUCGUCUAGAUUAGACAUCAUUGCCGUCUUUUUUAAAAGAAAUUUAAUUGUCAAAAUCCAAUCUUACUGAUAAAUUUUGCGAAUCAUUCGGAAAAUAUUAUCCUCUUUUAGGGUUCAUUGAAUUUAUUGAUGUCUCAGAUAAUCCAUAUAUAACAAUGUAUGGAAAAGUCUAUUUAUUCUUUCAUUUAUUCGAUUGCUGCUAUGAAAAGCAUUAAUUAAGGGCUCUACAUAUAUCUGAUUCUCAAGAAACCAGAAAAGUAUUUGAUGAUGGACUUUUGCGUUAUUUGACUUUGAGAUUUAGGAAUUUUCUAUUAGGACAGGCUAUGAAAAAAGCACAACCUCUAGGGUAAUAGGAGAGUUCUUAGAAACAAAUAGAGAAAAUAUUCGGAGGCAUGUUUGGAUCUUGGCUUAUACAUAAGAUAAAUAAGUUAAUGACUUACUUAGAUUUGAUUGAACCAUAAAUUUUUAUAGUAAGCACUCUCUUUAUUGGUAAAUUUAGAAGAAACAACAUAAAUAUAAAGAUUAUUGUUAUUCUCUUUUGGAUUGGAUUUGUUUUAGUAAAUUUAACUUAAUUUUUUAAAUUGUUUUUCUAUUUAGGGAAUAAAAAUGAACCCCCCUAAGAAAUACCUAUAGAUGAUAAAAAUUUAAAAGUUGAUAUUUUUUACAUGGAUUUGAUUUAUGUUUGUUCAAUAAUAAGCGGGAUUGUUGUUAUUGAAAUAUUGCAACUAAUCUUAACUGUAGCUUUAAGAAGGAAAAUUUAGCCAGCCUUGUAAAUUAUUCACCCAAAAAUGCUGGAACAUCUUCAUACUAGAUUUCCACACAAACGAGAAAUAUUCUUGAUGAUUUACUCAAUUUUUAGUAAAUCAAGUACUUUGCUUGAAAGAAUGUUUUUGGCUUCCUUAAUGAAUUUAAGGAAUGAUAACGAAAAUUAAGACAUUCUAAAAUUUCAGAUUAUGUUUAGUAUUGCUAUAUUUGGAAGAUUUGCUGAUUCACUUAUUAUAACAAUAAUAAAUUUAAUAAAAUUUAUAUUUGCUACUCCAAGUGAUGAUUAGGCCAAAUAUUUAUCUUUAUUGUAAAGAAAUCUUUACUACUAAAAUUAUUUUGUCUCAAGUGAUCUUUUAUUAACGUUAUGUCCAGUUCAAGGAUAUUAAUUUACAAAAACUAUAAAAGUAAAUUACGAAAUUAUUAUCGAAACCUACAGGAUGAUAUUUAUAGAAUUAAUUUUAUUCAUCUUUGUAUUGAUUUUCAGCUAAAGUUCCAAAAUUGACGAGUUGUAUGAUGUGUUUGAUUCAAAUUGGCCAAUAAUUUUAUUAUGGGAGACAUUUCUUUUUGCAAAGUGCAUAAUAUCUAUAAUCUUAUCCCUAUUUAAAAUUUUAACUGUGAGACCUGCUGUUGUCAAAUAAAAUGGUUUUAAUUAGGCAUUAGCAAUAAAGAGAUUUCAUUCAAAUAAAAAUCAAUUUGUCAAACCUUAAAACAUUCAAAUUGAAUAGAUCUUGUAAAAAAUUGGCAAUGAAUUAAAAGUAAAAUAGCAAUAAUAAAACCACUCCUCAAGAGUACUGGAUUAAAAAAGAGAAAUAAGAAUAUAAAAUAAAAUUUAAGAAAUCGAUUAGAUUGAUGAAGAAGAUGAUGUUUUAAUAAGCAAGUACACUUCUAAUUUUGAUUCUUCAAGUACUAAUUCAUCGUAAUUAUAGAUAAUUCGUCCUCUUCCGAUUUAGAAAUAUAGGAUCCCCCCCAACACCCUUUAAGUAAUGCUAUUCCUAAGUUUAAAUAUAAUAUAUGA